This is a messenger RNA of Antechinus flavipes (yellow-footed antechinus), 2241 nucleotides long. It is a transcript of the gene RGS18, whose product is annotated as regulator of G protein signaling 18. The transcript is spliced from 5 exons. The record is from RefSeq and is a predicted model, not a curated record. NCBI's taxonomy places the organism in Eukaryota, Metazoa, Chordata, Mammalia, Dasyuromorphia, Dasyuridae. The coding region runs from base 148 to 858 and encodes 236 amino acids.
GUACUGUCUCUUACUUUUGCUUCUUUUUAGAACAUUGGAGGGUAAAAAAGUUUUAUGAUCUCCAUGUGUAACAAUGAAGGAUUCGGAUGCUUCAAGCAAACUGUUUCAGGAUCGAAAUAAGAAGUCUUUUAACUUUGUAGAAAUAAAAUGGAAAAACCAUUGGUUUUCUUUUCUCAACUAAGUAUGUCAGACUCAAAGGAAAAAAAUUUCUACAAGGUGAUUCAUGCAAUAGGGAAAGAAGCAUUAAACAAAGACAUAAAAAACAGAAAUAAAGAAAAGAGAAAUAGACUAAGCCUUCUCCUGCAGAAACCUGAAUUUCAUGAAAAUGUCAACCUUGGUGGUAGUUCUGAAAAUCUGGCCAAAGGGACAAGUGUCUCCCCUGAAGAAGCAGUGAAAUGGGGUGAAUCCUUUGAUAAACUGCUUUCCCAUAAAGAUGGAUUCGAUGCUUUUACCAGGUUCCUUAAAACUGAAUUCAGUGAAGAAAACAUUGAAUUUUGGGCAGCCUGUGAGGAUUUCAAGAAAAGUCAAGAACCUCAUCAACUGUUCCAUAAAGCACAAGCAAUAUAUGAAAAAUUCAUACAAAAUGAUGCUCCACAGGAGGUUAACCUUGACUUCCACACAAAAGAAACAAUUUUUAAGAGCAUCUCCCAACCCACCAUCCACAGUUUUGAUGCUGCUCAAAGUAGAGUUUAUCGACUUAUGGAGCAAGACAGUUAUACACGCUUUCUGAGAUCAGACAUCUACUUGGACUUAAUAAAUGGAAGACCCUUGAGAACAACAAACCUUCGAAGGAGAUCACGCUCCUUUACCUUCAAUGAAUUCCCAGCUGAAAAAUCAGAUAUUGCUAUUUGGCUAUAAAAAAAAUCUUAAUUUUACUCAUGUAUCAAGGCAAGUUAUUAAAAUUGACUCUUAUACUAUUAACUAUUAAUAUUAAUAAAUUUAAUAAAAAGUAAUUAGUCAUAUGGAUGAAUUCAAAAGCAUAAUUUGGAAUACUUUUCAGAGCAAAGGGAUAUAAUAUAGUAUUUUGUUCAUAAAUAUAUAAUUUAAAAAUCCUUCCUUUUAAUAUAUAACUUUCAAAAAACAAUUAUUCUUGAUAUAUAUGUGAAGUAUGAUAAUUAUACAUUUAGUAAGACUAAGAGGACAAGAUUUGCAAAAAAAAAUUAACAAUGGUUUGUAAAAUGUAUAUUUAUUCAUAUAUAUGCAUAUAUUCCACAUUUUUAUAUCAAAUGUUUAAAAAUGAUAAUGUUUGGCGAAGCAAGUGGAAAUGGGAGAGAGUCUUUGUGUAAAUAAGACCUGCGUUUAGUUCCUGUCUGAAUAAGGGUAGGGAAAGGGAAUAGAGGCUGGACCUGUGAUUUCACCGAUGAAAAGAAUUCUGGGAUGCAUAAAUUGCUUUUAAAUUGCAUGUUUGGUUAUUCUUUGCAACUUAUAAUCUUAGAGCUGGCCUAUGAGUAGCAUUUUUUAAAACUAUAUAAUAAUUAUAAUCUAUAUUUCCUUAAAUAAAGCAUAAAGAUGUUUUAUUUAGAAAUAUUUAAUUUUCAAUGUGCCUUGUAUUAUGCCAUAUAAUUAGCUUUCACAGCUUCAUGUAUUUUAAAUGCAAAGAAAAAUUAAGGAAUUUAUGCUAUAAUUUUUUCACCUUUAUUUCUUUUUCAACUUUAACUUAUUACAUGCUAGAACUAAUUACUGUUCAUGCACUAUCAAUUACACACACACAUAUAUGUGUGUGCAUGUGUAUAGUUAUUGUUAUUACAAAUAUAGAACAUACUGAGUUUUUCCAUCACUGAUUGAAUAGUAAGUCAACUCUCUUAGACUCUUUUGAAAAGUUGUACUAUUUAUCUUUUUGCCUUUCCAAGAUCUUUUUGAAAAGACAAGUUUUACGAUUUUACUUUUCUCUUUUACUGAUCUUUCCAUUUGUAAGCCUUAGUUACUGUUCUUUAUUCACCUGGUAGAAACUUGAUGAUGGCCAUUUAUACCCUCAUCUAUAUGCAAUGGAUCAAGAUGAAUAAUGUUUCCCAAAUCUUAGUCAUAUUAUGUGACAAAAGCCUUCAAAUUCUACCAACCUCUUCACUCUUCAUCAAUAAACACUGAGUCACCAAAGUGUACUUGGCAACAUACUAGAUAUGUUGGAGUUUUUGUUAAAUCUACCUUUGCUUUAAUGAACUUGUUGGGAUGGGGAGGGGAAACAGAUACUAAAAUGAGCAAAUGUACAGAUUAAAUAAAAGUCUAGACGAUUAAUUCAAAAUA